Perognathus longimembris pacificus (Pacific pocket mouse) is the source of this 936-nucleotide messenger RNA. Its product is annotated as olfactory receptor 9A4-like. Gene Ontology annotation, biological process: G protein-coupled receptor signaling pathway. Gene Ontology annotation, molecular function: olfactory receptor activity; G protein-coupled receptor activity. NCBI's taxonomy places the organism in Eukaryota, Metazoa, Chordata, Mammalia, Rodentia, Heteromyidae. Gene Ontology annotation, cellular component: membrane. The record is from RefSeq and is a predicted model, not a curated record.
AUGGACAAUCGCUCCAGUGUCUCCGAUUUCUUCCUCUUAGGCUUUCCUGGAUCCCAAGAGCUACACUACAUUCUCUUUAUGAUAUUCCUUUUGUUGUAUUCAGUGUCAUUACUGGGAAACACGAUUAUCAUCAUGAUCGUCUGUGUUGACAAACGUCUUCUGUCCCCCAUGUAUUUCUUCCUCAGCCAUCUCUCUGUCCUGGAGAUCCUGCUCACAACUACCAUUGUUCCUGUGAUGCUUUGGGGGCUGUUGGUCCCUGGUACCCAGAAAAUACCUCUGAAUGGCUGCAUUGCCCAACUUUUCUUGUAUCUCUCUCUGGGGACCGCUGAGCUUGUCUUGCUUGGGUCGAUGGCUGUGGGCAGUUACGUGGCCAUCUGUAACCCUUUGAGGUUCAACAUCACCACGAGCAGCCGCACCUGCCUUUGGGUGGUAAUUGUGUCCUGGGUGUUUGGGUUCCUUUCUGAAAUCUGGCCCGUCUAUGCCACAUUUCAAUUCACUUUCUUGAAAUCAAAUCUAAUAGACCAUUUUUACUGUGACCGAGGACAAUUGCUCAAACUCUCCUGUGAUGACACUCUUUUCACAGUCUACCUUUUUCGAAUGGCUGUUUUCAUUAUCAUUGGUUCUUUGAUCCCUACAAUCAUCUCCUAUGCCUACAUCAUCUCCACCAUCCUCAAGAUCCCCUCAGGCUCUGGCCGGAGGAAAGCCUUCUCCACCUGUGCUUCCCACUUCACCUGUGUUGUGAUUGGCUACGGCAGCUGCUCUUUCCUCUUUGUGAAACCCAAGCAAACGCAGGCAGAGUACAACAGGGUAGCCUCACUGCUGGUUUCCGUGGUGACUCCUCUGCUGAAUCCAUUCCUCUUCACCCUCCGGAAUGACCAAGUCAAAGAAACCCUUUGGGGUGGAGAAAAGUGCUGCUGCCAGCUCCUCCAUGAUUAG